GAAAACUUUACAAGACAAGAGAACAGAUGGGAAGACCAUCAUACAGAAAGGGAGUCCUGGGCUAAAAUCACUGGGACAUUCGACUCCCAUAAUCUUGGGUGUGUAUGUUCCGAGCAGCAGCUCAAGAAAAUUUGGGUGCAUUUGAAAGUAAAGACAAAACAUGAAGAUGCUGUGGUGAAGCAAGAACUCAAGUGGACCAUUGAUGGGUCCCCUCCUGCAGGUGUCUCCCAAGAGUCAGACCAGGUGCUGGCAAUCCUUGGGUCUGACAUUGAGGAUACAAGAAAGCCCUAUCACCUAGAUGCCAUGCCAACUAGUGCCAAGUCACACCAACAUGGUAUGCUCAUCCGAAUUACCAAGUUUCUCUUUGGGAUUGGUGAUUCCAACUCCAUGGUCUAUGAGGUGGUGGCCAUGGUUGAGGAGAGAGUGGUAUUCAAGAAGAGUGUAACACUGGGACCAAGGACUUCAACACCAGCCAGAAAAAGGCCCAGAAGAAAUAGGUUGCAUGACAGUGAUCUGUAUGUAGAAGCACCAGAGGCAAGAAAUUUUACAAAAGAAAAGUUAGUGGCACAAACAAGAACGAUGAAAAAAAGAGUACCUUUUAGAUUUACAAAUAGAUGGCAUGGAGCUUAGAAAGAAGGAAGCCAAAUUGUUAUUAAAGCUAUCUAUGAAAAUACUAGAGAAUGAGAAUAGGAUUUGCUGGUGCAAAAAAUAAUGUAAUGCUGCAUUUUUUUUUUUUUUUUUUUUUUUUUGUUACAUGCAUUUUUUUUUUUUUUUUACCAGGACAUUAUUUAGUACUGUAAUGCAAAGAAUCAAUGCUUUAUUCCUUUCCUUCCAUAAAGGCACAAAUCAUUCACAUUAUUAAGGGCGUGGGAAAUUCUAGACCUGUCUACAGGGUGUGGUAGGAAAAGGUUAAGCAAGGCUGCUCUACAGCAUGGAGGAUCCCUGAUUAUUUGCUGCUGUUUGUGUCUUCCCUGUUAAUUAUUUUUUACCUGUUCAGCCAUUCUGUUAGGAACAUCAUUUUGGCUGACAUCUUCUAGAUCAUAAUGUAAAACCAAUUUACUUUUUACUCCAAUGUUAUGCAUCACAAUACAUGCAACAAUGAUGGCUUUA
Molecule: messenger RNA, 1110 nt
Organism: Portunus trituberculatus (swimming crab)
Lineage: Eukaryota; Metazoa; Arthropoda; Malacostraca; Decapoda; Portunidae
Exons: 4
Coding region: 304-630 (108 amino acids)
Source: RefSeq, a predicted model, not a curated record